AUGGGACCAAACACUCAAAUCUACUUGCUGCUUUCAACUUCAGAAGCCUUCCAGAACCACUUCGACAAACUUUGCGGCGACUAUACUUGGACAGCAAUCAUGGCGUCCAACGAGAAGCAUGAUCUGGUUCAAGUUGGCAUUGCCAAUGAGACGAGUACCUCCGCAAUUUCGCCUGACAUCCAGCAGGACCAGUCCCUUCUAGAGAAGCAGACCCGUACUCUUCGACUUUUCUCAAAGUCACAACUUUUCGCUUUUUCCCUCGUUUACCUGGGAACUGGGUACUAUGUCGCAGGGAAUAUGUAUUUCGCUCUCGCCAAUGGUGGCCCUGCAGCCUGGGUCUUCAGUUACCUUGUUGUCGCGGCCGGUGUGCUCUGCCAAGUGGCCGCUUUUAGCGAGAUGGCCUCGAUCCAACCUAUCGCGGGCGCCCAGUACUAUUGGACGUGGCAUUUUGCACCCCAAAGCCUUAAGCGCUUCCUCACGUGGAUUCAAGGGUGGUCCACGUGGGCAGGAUAUAUCGCUUUAUUAGCGAGCUGCCUGAACGGCAACACGGUCAUUUUAGAAGGACUCAUUCAACUGGCUCACCCGGAAUACAAGACUGGUGGCUGGCACACUGCACUUAUAAUGAUUGCAACGGUGGCUUUUUGCGCUAUCAUAAACAUGUACGCAUUCUGGCUCGUUCCGUGGUUCGAGCUAUUGACUGGCUUUCUCAACGUCUGCAUGGUCACUGCUCUUUUUAUUGUCCUCUGGGCCAUGGCUCCCCGGAACAGCGCCGACAUAUUCAUGCAGACCAAUGUGUCUUCAGGAUGGGGCAAUUACUUCGUCUCUGCUAACCUCGGCGCUUUGUCUAAUAUCUACCUCUUCAUUUCCUUCGAAAGCGUUGUUCACAUGGGCGAAGAGACACAAAAUGCCAAAUCUGCUGUGCCUUUCGCUUUGUUUUGGUCUACAGUAACCAAUGCUUUUAUGGGCCUCGUCAUGAUCAUAACGUUCGCUAUGGGAAUGCCAUCCCUCGAUGUUCUGCUAGACUCGGCCAGCCCUAUUGUUACUACUUUGCUAUACGCCACGGCCUCAACAAAAGCCACGAUAGUUAUCAUCAGUGGAGACGGUGGUCUGCCUCAGUACUUUGGUCAUGUUGAUGCGGUUCAACGAGUGCCUCUGCGGGCCGUGGUGCUGGCAACAAUCAUUGCAUCUCUACUAUCUCUUCUCAACAUUGGGAGCAGCACAUACAUUGCUUUCAGCGCUAUCAUAUCGCUAUCAAGUCUCGCCGUCUAUCUGAGCUAUGCUAUUGUCCUGGCUUGCCUUCUUUAUGCCCGGCUUAAUGGCGGAUUUAAGCCUGGACCCUGGAACCUUGGCCGGGCUGGCUCAAUUGUCAACAUGCUCGGGCUGGUCUAUACGGUCUACAUUAUGGUCUGGCUACCAUUUCCUAAUUACCUUCCGGUCACGGCUGCCAAUAUGAAUUAUUGCGGUCCAGUGUUUGGUUUGAUAAUAAUAGGUGUUGUUAGUCUGUGGUUCAUCCGCGGAAGGGAACAUUGGAAGGGUCCGAACCGCGCAGUGGUCGAGAUUGUGCUAGGAGAGGAAGAUUAG
Molecule: messenger RNA, 1581 nt
Organism: Diaporthe amygdali
Lineage: Eukaryota; Fungi; Ascomycota; Sordariomycetes; Diaporthales; Diaporthaceae
Exons: 5
Coding region: 1-1581 (526 amino acids)
Biological process (GO): transmembrane transport
Cellular component (GO): membrane
Molecular function (GO): transmembrane transporter activity
Source: RefSeq, a predicted model, not a curated record